Naegleria lovaniensis is the source of this 939-nucleotide messenger RNA. RefSeq lists its product as uncharacterized. The record is from RefSeq and is a predicted model, not a curated record. The transcript has a single exon. Bases 1 to 939 code for a protein of 312 amino acids. Gene Ontology annotation, molecular function: oxidoreductase activity. NCBI's taxonomy places the organism in Eukaryota, Heterolobosea, Eutetramitea, Acrasida, Naegleriidae.
AUGAGCAAAUCACAACGCUUGAUCAAGAAUGCCGCUCUCGUUUCGAUGGCACUUUUGGGCUCGGGAUUAGUAGCCACCAUCUAUAUGCAAAAUAAGAAAUAUACUCAAUAUUCUCAAUAUUCCCAUAGUGAAGAAUCGAUGAAAGAAGCUCUUUCCAAUUCGGAAUGGAGAAGCUAUGCUUUGGGACAAGUGGUUCCUUUGAAUUCAGAUUCAAAAUUAUUUAGAUUUGUUUUGGCAAGGAAUGGAGAAGCAUUGAAAUUGAAUUUUAAUUCUAUUGCAUCCAUCAAGUUGCAGCAACCAAGUUCAGAUAAUGCCUCCGAUCAUUCUUGUGUAGAAUUGUAUCCUAUUAAUUCUGAAAAUAAUGUUGGAUUUAUGGAUGUAGUGAUUCACAAGAAAGAACAACCUGAACUAUUUAAAUCUAAAGCUGGAAGUUUAUUUAAUUUUAAAGGACCAUUUCAGUCGAAUUUUAAUGUUGAUGAAUACCUGUCUAGCACUCAAGCGUCUGACAUGAUUUCAAUUAUUGCUCAAGAUGUGGAACAUGGAGUAGCACCUUCGUUACAACUUGUGUACAAAUUGUUGAUUCAAGAUAAUUCAAGCUCGGGAAAUAGAAAGGUCAAUUCCUCGUCGCCAAACAAACCUAAAAUUCAUCUCUUUUAUGUAGUGUCUAACCAAAAAGAUUAUCUUUUGAAACAAAGCUUGCAAGAUUUGAAAGGCUCAUUAUCUGGACGCAUUGAAAUGACCACCAUUCAGGGAGGAUCUACUUUAACGCUACCCUCCACAGAAUUACUCGAGGCUUUACAUGUGGUGAAAUCAAAUGCUUCACACGGACCAGUGAUUGUUUGUGGCUCUCAAGAUUUUGAAGAGAGUCUUAGUUCUCAAUUAUUGGAACAAUACCAAGUGAAAUCUAUUUCUCUGCAUGAUGGAGAGAAGAGAUCAUGA